This is a messenger RNA of Suillus paluster, 1513 nucleotides long. RefSeq lists its product as uncharacterized. Lineage: Eukaryota; Fungi; Basidiomycota; Agaricomycetes; Boletales; Suillaceae. Bases 432 to 1037 code for a protein of 201 amino acids. The record is from RefSeq and is a predicted model, not a curated record. The transcript has 2 exons.
ACAGGAUCAGAGACGACAGGCGGGAUUCGGCUCGAGGUAAUACCAACAGAAUUCGAGGGAAGAGAUAUCUAUUGUACUCCUUGCGAACGUGGACUUUCCUUCGGCUCUGAAAUCACGAUGAUCAACCUGAACGUGCCUCCGCCUAGGGACCCUUUUGGGAACAUGGAGAUUUUAUUCGCUAACGGGCGUAUGAAGAUUUUUAUCCAAAUCCCGGCGGGGGAGACAAUAGUUGUCUGGGCAGCAAGUUCCGACACUAUCGAAGAUAUCAAAUCCCAGAUUCAUGACAAGGAAUGUACUCCGCCACACCUGCAGUGCCUAAUCUUCCGCGGAACACGGCUUGAAGACGACGAGAUACUUUUUGACUGCAACAGGGAUCAACCCUCCAAUUAUUCUUGGAACGGUUAGGAGGCGGGUUUGCACCCACACCAGAAAUGAGUUUCGGCGCUGGCGGGAAGAUCAAGCAGACAAUUUACGAAGACCGCAACAACCCGCGUAUCUGGGACAUCGGGAGGGCAAAUAUAUUCAACGUACAGGUGCUGAACACAGCCUACUUCAAAGACAUCACCAAGAUGAUGGCGCCCCCUACCCCGGUUGACAUCAAAGCAUAUACUGCAGCGGGACUUCCCUUUUUUGAUAUAUUCGACGAAGUGCCGACUAACGUCCAUGGAUCUGACGCCUUCAAGAAGGUCAAGACUGUUUCCGAGAUGGAUCGGAUGUUAGAUUUGGGGUCGAGCACCACUUACGAGCCCAGCGCGUGCGUCCCUUUGCAGAAAUGCAAGUGCCAAAACAAUAUGGCGGGCUGCAUUAUCCGACCUUGUGACCAUGCCGUUUGCUCGGAGUGUGCAGCCCACGGUUCCUGUACUCAGUGCCUGAUCUGCAAGAAGGCGGUGACAAGAAUUGUGGGUAUCACUGCCCCGAUGGGCGCCCCUGGCAUGGAGUCGGUUCAGAAGCUCCCUGUAGUAUUCUUGGAGAUGGAGAAAGUGAAUGAUGAGAGGAAGGAAUUUGUCAGUAUCGUCCGUGUUGGGGUGAAACAAUGAUAGGGUAUGUUAAACUGUCUACUUGUCACAUCGGCUUCUGAUUGCGGCAACCCUGUCCACUACGUACACGUCCACCACUGCCCCUACGUUAAGUGAUUGCUGCUGCACGGCUCGUGGAUUCUGAUUCUAGUAACAAUUCUUCAUACCCCACGUUUGAUCGAUGCAGUGACAACAACUUGUCACAUCGCAGACGGAUGCGUGAAAACAUAUCGCGUAUGUACGGAAGCAACGUGACGUUGCCUCCUCCACAUUGGGCGGUAUUCCCAUCCAGCCCAAAGACCGCUCUUUGUCGCUUCAAUGAUGUCUUUCCCGAAGAGAGCCUUUCCAGAAUAUAAACGUACUCGCGAGGGGUAGCAUACACCUCUGCAGAGGCUGUUAGUGGUGAAGGAGAACUAGACUUCGAGCGUGGGUGGAUGUUGUCCGAGGUUUCGAGUCAUUCCCACGCAUUAUGUAUAUCAACAAUCCCGUCCAGAAAU